UAUCAAAGUAAAAAUAUGUGCCUCGAGCUCUUUACUGUUGCCAGGGCGUCAAUGGCGGAACUCCGCGGCAGAAGUUAAUAUGACACAACACAGGCUCGCAUAAGAGGUCAACAAGGAUGUCAAUAGAGGCAGAGGCGUUGCUGCAGGAGGCGAAGGAGAGCAUAGAAGCAGCUCAAAACUACAGAAGCGAGUUACAGCAGAGACUGCACGGACUCAGCCAGGCACGCAAACAGGUGCGAGGCAGUGCCAGUCAGACGCGUGAGGCCCUGCAGAGGCACUUUCAGGAGCUGCAGACAGCAGUGAGUCGACUGCUGACCGAGAGGUUGAAUGCUCUGCUUCAAGAGGUCGACAGCAUCGAGCUGGACAGCGUCAGUCCCUUAGAUGACUGUCAGAAGCUCAUUGAGCAUGGAGUCAGCACAGCUGAUGAGCUGCUGCGAGAGGGGGAGGCUGCCAUCCGCUGUGGCAUAAAUGAGAAGGAGGACAAGCUGGGCAGCUUCACUAAGAAAGCCCUGCAGAUCCAGUUGGACAGUCUGCCCGAGGUCCCUGCGCUGGUGGACGUGCCGUGUCUGUCUGCGCAGCUGGACGACUCUUUGCUGCAUGUGUUUCGUGCACACGUGGCUCGGCACGGCAGCGUGGCCUCUCAUCCACCCGUCCAGAUUGAAGAGCUGGUGGAGCGACCGGGCGGUGUGCUGGUGCGCUGGUGUAAGGUGGACGAUGACUUCGCCCCGCAGGACUACCGGCUGCAGUACCGCCGCGGUAACUCUUCUCAGUAUGAGGACGCGUACAUUGGAAAAGACACCGAGUUCCUAGUGCUCCAUCUCGACCCGCACAUCGACCACCUGUUUCGUGUGUGUGCCAGAGGAGAGGGCCGAACCGAAUGGAGCCCAUGGAGCAUCCCGCAGACCGGCUACACCACGCUCGCACCCCACGAAUGGCUUCCAGGCGUGGAUGGUUACAUUCUGAGCAGCAGGAAGAACAUCGCCAUGCGCAGUGACUCAUCGCCCGGUCACGGGGGUGUUCUGUACUCCAACUCCCCCUCGUACUUCUGCGGCCAGACCCUCACCUUCAAGAUCACAGCUGCUGGACAGACAGAUAAGCGUGACUGUUUGGGGGUGUGUGCGGACAGCAGAACUGACACAGACUCACUGCAGAGGGAUCAGGCUGUCUGCAUCUCCACUAAUGGUGCCGUGUUUGUCAAUGGAAAAGAGAUGACCAACCAGCUACCAGCCAUCACCAUUGGCUCUUCUGUGACCUUUGACAUGGAAGUAGUCAACCUCUUUCCUGUGAGCAACAACAAUAACCCCAGUGAUGUGGGAAACUUCAAGCUGAGGGUGACGAUUGGCUCAGGGAACAGGGAGGUGGUGUUUGAUUGGCUGCUGGAUCAGGUGGUGGACAGCCUUUUCUUCGGCUGCUCCUUCACGCACCCCGGAUGGAAAGUGCUGGUGUUUUGAUUGUUGCAUGAUAAAAGAUCCAGUCUGCUGGAAUCCCAAGACCUCAAGUUUCUUUAAUGUUAUCAAACUUCCCAAGUGCUUACAGUGUUCAGACGUCACAUUUGCCCUUCCCCCCAUCAUUAUCAACAGCACAUUUCACUGCAAAUAACAUUAAACUUUGUUCUGAGGUAUGAUGCCAACCACUACUCUUUGACCUCAUUACAGGUGGACAGGUGUUGUGGUAUUUGCAUAACAGUAAAUAUUUGCAAAAGAGACUUUUACAUGUUAGAUGAGUCUAAUAAAGUCUUAAGCUGCAGGUGUUAAGUUGCAAAGCAUGCUGGUCUGGUUUACCACAGAAAAGAAUCUACUGUGAAGCAUUCAGAGAUAAAAGGCACUCAAAACUGCUCAAAAAUGUACAAGAACGGAUGCCUGGUACUCUUGUGUUCUUUUAGAAAGUACUGUUUUUAAUUUUUACGUCACAGGGUAGUGUUUAACGUGUCCCCCCUGCUCACAACUUUAGCAAAUAAUACUGAUCAGUAGAUGUUUCCACAGAAAUGUGAUCAUUCGCACUAAGCUUAAGUGUUGUGCCAUUUUAUUAUGAACUUUUUUAAUGUUCACAUUUUUACAUGCAUGCCUGUUUUACUGUACCACGUUUUUAUUAGCUGGCUUACCCUACAGUAAUGUCUAUAAUGCAUUGGUUGAAAAUUUCAGAGGAAAGACAUUUUAUGAGGAAACAAGCCGCCGAUUGGCAUGUUCCUGAGAUAAAAACAUCAUUACAAGGUACUAUGUAAUUCCUCACUGCAGAAGAGAACCUUAGUAACCCAACGCCCAUUAACCCGCGAAAGAUCAGAUCUAUAACUAUAUUUAUAAAACUGUGAUCGUUUAAUGUUUAUUUACCUCAUUUUGUCUGUGCCUUUGCAGUACAGCUGUAAGAAUACAACUGAACAUUUGCCAUGCAAUAAAUUGUUUGAAACAUUA
Molecule: messenger RNA, 2408 nt
Organism: Puntigrus tetrazona (Sumatra barb)
Lineage: Eukaryota; Metazoa; Chordata; Actinopteri; Cypriniformes; Cyprinidae
Gene: crlf3
Product: cytokine receptor-like factor 3
Exons: 9
Coding region: 117-1451 (444 amino acids)
Molecular function (GO): protein binding
Source: RefSeq, a predicted model, not a curated record